Molecule: messenger RNA, 4022 nt
Organism: Nothobranchius furzeri (turquoise killifish)
Lineage: Eukaryota; Metazoa; Chordata; Actinopteri; Cyprinodontiformes; Nothobranchiidae
Gene: jade1
Product: jade family PHD finger 1
Biological process (GO): regulation of transcription by RNA polymerase II
Cellular component (GO): histone acetyltransferase complex
Source: RefSeq, a predicted model, not a curated record
GUGUUCUUAUUAACACGCACACAUGUAAACAAAUCUUGUAAUCGGGAAAGGUGGGCAAGUUUCCGUUAUGGUCGCACGAGCGGUCCGCUAGGAAAACGCGACGUCGUCAUUUAAAAUGGCGCCAAAGGUUUACCUCAGCCCGUGUUGUAAACAUCCCACUCUCUACUGCUGGUUAGCCACACUGAAAACCAACUUGUGUUUACAUGUUAAUUAAUAUUUCUUAUCCAGAGAUGUAUAUUGAACUUGUGUAAGAUUUAUGCAUUAAUAUCUGACCCCUAACUUUUGACUGAUUGCGGCAGUGGCUGAUUUAAUAAGGGACACAGCGUCUGCAAUGGCUACCAACUAGCUCCGAAGUUGCUAACCCCAGGCAUAUUUGUUUUGCUUUGAGUUUUUUUCCCCUAGAGUGAAGUUGUGUGACGUGAACUGUGUUAUACCGGUUCUUGUUGUGUCUCGAUACUGCAAGCGAAAGUAGUUAUCUGAUGAUUACGCCAUUAAGGCGCCGGGUAUGUGUUGGCCUGGACGAUGCACACAGCAGCAGCUAUCGGGCUAGCAGCGUUCGAUAGCUGCAAUCACCGUGAGAUCUUUCAAAUUCAGAACAAUUUUGGGUCUUUUGGAAUUUUUCAUCAUUAUCUAACGGAACACACAGCCGCUUUCUGGAUUCCGCUGUAGUUUUUUUUUCUCAGCGUCACUUUUUGCUGCACCAACACGGGCGUCACGGACACGGGUGUUUAGAAUCUACUGGUAGUUAGGUUAUCUGGUGAGAUUUGCCGAUUCGCUACGUGAUCAGCGCAGCAUUUAAUGAACCGUUUUCAAGUCCUCAUGUCUAAGCUUUGCAGACAAAACACAAUGAAGAGAAGCAGACACCCCAGCAGCAGUGAUGACUCCGACAACGAAAGUAACUCCACCUGCUGGUCCCAGCAUUCGUCCCAGCACAGGAGGGGGACCGGGCAGAAACCCUCAGAGGUUUUUAGAACGGACCUGAUCACGGCCAUGAAAGUGCACGACUCGUACCAGCUGAACACAGAGGACUACUAUGUCCUCGCUGAUCCGUGGAGACAAGAGUGGGAGAAGGGCGUCCAGGUCCCAGUCAGCCCCCAGUCCAUCCCACAGCCUGUUGCCAGAGUUCUGUCAGCGAAAGGGAAGGAGGUGAUGUUCACCAGGCCGAAGAAGUUGAUCCGGACAUCUGGCAGCGAGGCGCUGGGCUACGUGGACAUCCGGACGCUGGCAGAAGGGAUGUGCCGCUACGACCUGAACGAGGAAGACGUGGCUUGGCUGCAGAUCAUAAAUGAGGAGUUCACAGAGAUGGCCAUGCCACUGCUGGAUGAGCUCACGAUGGAGCGAGUGAUGGAGGAGUUUGAGCGCUGCUGUCAUGAAAACAUGACACACACGAUGGAGACGGAGGAGGGGUUGGGCAUCGAGUACGACGAGGACGUGGUGUGUGACGUCUGCCAGUCCCCUGAUGGAGAGGACAACAACGAGAUGGUCUUCUGCGACAAGUGUAACAUCUGUGUUCAUCAGGCGUGCUACGGGAUCCAGAAGGUUCCAACAGGCAGCUGGCUGUGUCGGAUCUGCGCUCUCGGCAUCCUCCCAAAGUGUCAGCUGUGUCCUAAGAAGGGCGGAGCCAUGAAGCCGACUCGAAGCGGAACCAAGUGGGUCCACGUCAGCUGUGCCUUGUGGAUCCCAGAGGUGAGCAUCGGGAGUCCAGAGAAAAUGGAGCCGAUCACCAACAUCUCCCACAUUCCCACCAACAGAUGGGCUCUGAUCUGCUGCUUGUGCAAAGAGAAGACCGGCGCCUGCAUCCAGUGUUCUGCUAAAAACUGCCGGACUGCGUUCCAUGUGACAUGUGGCCUCCAAGCCAGCCUGGAGAUGAACACCAUCCUCACCGAGGAAGACGAGGUGAAGUUCAAGUCGUUCUGUCCCAAACACUCGGGGUUGGAAGGCCCUGAGCCCAGGAACGGAGAUCCAGGAGUUGAAGACGGGACCAGAGACAGAAGAGGAAGGACAUCCAGAGAAGAGGAGCUCAGCAGCCUCCAGCAGGAGAAGAGGGUCAACCUUCGCAAGCUGAAGGUCCAGGAGAUGGAGGAGGAGUUCUACCAGUUUGCAGGGGUGGAGGAGGUGGCCAGAAAUCUGAAGCUGUCUCUGGAGCUGGUGGACUUUCUUUACCAGUACUGGAAACUGAAACGUAAAGUCAACUUUAACCAGCCCUUUCUCAUGCCCAAGAAGGACGAAGAGGAGAGCCUGGCACGCCACGAGCACGAGGUGCUGCUGAGACGCCUUCAGCUCUUCACACACCUCCGCCAAGACCUGGAGAGGGUCCGGAACCUGACCUACAUGGUGACCCGGAGGGAGAAGAUAAAGCGGUCUUUGUGUAAAGUCCACGAGCAGAUUUUCCAGCACCAAGUCAAGCUGCUGGACCACGAGCUGCUGAACGGUGAUCCCUCAUCCAAGGAUCUGGAGAACCUGCUCUCUCUUGGAUGUUUAUCCUCUCAGGACUCCCUGUCCGGCUCCUCCGUGGGACACUCAGGACUGAAAGCCAAACGAGGUCUUCUGAAGCAGGAAAAACGGAAGAAAGACAGUAAAACCCCCUCAGACUCAUCGGACAUACUUAAGAAGGACAAUCAGAGUAAGCUGCUGGAGAUGAAGGACAGCAGAAGCUCCAGCGUCAAACCAUCUGGCCCUGCAGAACCCGCAGGUGAUGGAAAAGUCCAAAAGUCUGUCGCCAACCAGCAAACCUCCCUUCAGAAGUUUCAGAAGCCACACGUCCUUCUUGAAACUGUUGCCAUCAAGCUGCACAGACUCGAGAGCAAGAAGAGUCCGAGGCCGGACGUCCCGGCACCAGAACACAAAGUUCUGGUGAGACGGGAGGAGCAGCGGGAGGAGAGAGGGAAGAAGAACAAUGUCUCCGAAAGCUUCUGUCAGGUGAAGAACAAGCUGGGCUCCAAACAUCUGGAGAAGACCGUGUCCAUCAGGCUGAUCGACAUCAGGAACUCGGAUUUAGACAAACACUUCAUUAACAACGGAAUGACCAAAAGAAGUUCAGUUUGUGUGGACGUGACCUCGGACACUAAAGUUACCAGAAACAGCGUGGUUCCAGACGUCUCGGCUGUGUCCAGAACCAACAGCUGGCUCCGGAAAGCCCCCGACACGGCCAGCAGACCCGUGGCCCGGCACCUGAAGGGCUGGGGCAAGUUCAGGAUUCCCAAGAGGAGCGAGAAACCGCUGGGCGCCAUGUCAAAGGAGGAAGAACUUUUCAGACCGUUCACCAACCCGCCCGAGCCGUCUUACCCCAGAACACGACUCCGGACCGGCACUGAGAACGACGGGUUCAGCCCCACCUCCAGAGGGGGUGACGACGAGCUGGAGCCCUGCCUCAAACAGUGCCACUCCUACGAGCUGCGGGGCGACCCGACGCUAGGGCGCCAGUACGGCUCUGACAUCAUCCGCCGCGGCGUGCUGGCUUCCUGAUGACACCAGAACUCUUCCAGAACGAGCUGCACAGCGUCUGUCGGAAAAGAACGACAGACCCUCCGAGCAUCUUCACUUUCCUCCAGAAAGCCUCAAACAGCUGGAUUAAAACAGAGUCCGUAUUUAUUUUUGUAUCUUGUUUUCUGCUAGUUUUUAUUUAUUUUCCCUUCUAGAUUGAAAAAUGUCAAGUUGCCACCUGAAGCUCUCUGAGAUGUUCACUAGCGAGGAGCGGUCGUCGCCUGGGACCAUAAAUAAGCUGACGGCGUCAUUAAGUAUUAAUACGUCAGCUGCACUUACGUCAUUCAUCUGGACACAGUCUGGCUGAUUCUGUCCUUCAGCUUCCUGCGAAACAGGAAGUGAACUCCAUCGUAUCCAUCAUGUGCCUCACAGAUCUGAAGCAUUUGCACUAUGAGCGGGGGAGUGGGGGCACAGGUUUGAUGUAUGAGAGCAUAUUUUUACACAGAAACUAAGCAGGUGUUUUGUACUCGGACACUGAUCUACUGUUAUGCAAAAUUAAUUUUUGGAGGUUCUGCAGACAAAUAAAACUCUAAAACCAG